Messenger RNA from Ambispora gerdemannii, 1677 nucleotides. The record is from the annotation of a GenBank genome assembly. NCBI's taxonomy places the organism in Eukaryota, Fungi, Glomeromycota, Glomeromycetes, Archaeosporales, Ambisporaceae.
AUGGAAAAAUCUAACUUUUUAACUGUGAAGCAAUCGGCUCAGCAAACUAACAGUUCAGACUGCGGAGUUUUUGUGCUGGCGAAUACGGAAAAAUUAGUAGGUUUAGCAAGAGAAUAUCGAGCUGACCCGAAUGAUUUUUUUACCCUAACCGACCACGAAAGGGCAGUAAUUACUAAGAAAAUAACGAAAAUUCGGCAAAAAUUAUAUUCUGAAAGCAAAAGAAGUCCCGAACUAACUAAAUUUUUAAAAGCUGAUACUGGUCAGGUUCCCUACGGCCCUCAGCUAUCCUAUCUGCAACAAUCACUUAAUCCUGAAUUUCGGCAAAUGAUAAUCCUCAUCAGUGAUAAUAAUUUAACAAAAUUAGGAAUAACCAAUGCCGCUGAGGCAGCCGAAUUAGCCGAAGGAAUAAAAUUAACGGCAGAAGACCAAGCCUAUAUUAAUGAUUGUUUAGGAGUUGAAACAGUUAAAAAAUUUAAGGAAAAUUUUUUGCUUCUUAUUGAUACUUUAAAAUCCCCUUUAAAACAGCAAAAAGUAGUUUUCGGGAAAUUUGAUGCUAUUGAUUUGUCUUCUCCGUCCGCGGAGCCAAUGAAAAUACCUCCUAGCCCCACUCUGGAUGAAGUUUCCGAGACCCCCGACCUCUUAACUACUAUUGCCAAAAAACUAACAACUUAUAAUAUUUCCGAGGCCGAAUUUGAUGCUUUUUUCUUUAAUAGAUAUUUUGAGCGCCAAAAAGGAAAAAGUGAAAAGAUUACCGAAAAAAUUCUGGAAGAUGACAACUUAUUCACUAGGGAAGCGCUGACCAAAAUUAAUGAAUUUAGAAAUAACCCUACUACUAGCGAAGCCGAAAAAAAUGGUAUGAAAGCGUUCGAACGAGGAAUCUGGAAAUUAGAAUUUUUUUACAUGGCUCAAGAAGUAGUAGAAAAAAAAGAUUUGAACGAUUUAAGUGAUGACGAAAUUUUUGCUUAUUGUCAUCAUCUUGACUUGCCCCCCGAAAUCGGUCGCCAGAUUGCCGAAAAUGAAGAAAGAGAGGAUGAUGGUAGUAGUGAAGCAGAAAUCCUAGGACCGGACGAAGUGGUAAUGACAGACCGAGAGAAGGCAAAAGAAAUACUUGCUGAAUUGGAAAAAAUGGAAGAAGAGAAGUUGGAACAGGAAAGUGAAGAAGCAGUCAACAAAUUUUUAGAAUUAGCAAGUUUAAUUAAAUUUGCGGAUGGACGACCCGAAAAUCCGCUCGCUACCGUUAAGGAAAAAGACCUUACUCCCUAUUUAAAUGCCGACCAACUAACAAAAUUAAAUGAACUGCGAGAAAAAAUCAAUGGUGAACUCCACCAAAUAUCAGCAGUUAAUGAUUUUGAUUCCGCUAGCGAAACUCUAUUUUGCCAAUUAGUUCAGACCACGGAGCAAGCCGAAAAAUUUCUUAACCCACACGAACUAUUGAAAGAUUAUCAGACCGAUGAGGAAAUAGUAAAAGAGCAGCAAGCUAUCACUACUAUUGAGCAAGAACUAAAAAGAAUAAGCUGGCUUUUAGAAGGACUGGCCGCUAGUUUCAAAAGCACCGAUAAUUUUGAUGCUAACACUGUAAAAUUAUUGGAAGAGAUAGACAAAGGCAAAAGAGAGCUUGAGUUUUUAGCUUAUGAAGAAAGAGAAAUGAUAACAGCUCCGCUAUACGACGAAGAAUGA